Molecule: messenger RNA, 3840 nt
Organism: Oncorhynchus mykiss (rainbow trout)
Lineage: Eukaryota; Metazoa; Chordata; Actinopteri; Salmoniformes; Salmonidae
Source: RefSeq, a predicted model, not a curated record
UCCGUCCCCAUAGAAGAACCCAUCAGCAGCAGUGGGCUGGCUUAACUGGGACUUUAGAGCUGACCUAUCCCCUCCGUGUUAGUUCCCGGUGUCCCUCUGCAAGAGGUAGGAGGGGGCAGAGGCAGGCACUCAGGAGCCUCCUCAACACACUACCUCCCACUAGCCACCCUGCUCGACGGCCGACAUGACCAGCACUCCGGUACGACUCACUACUGAACUUUACACGAUAACGUAACUCCGUGUCUUUUGAGUAGAUAUGAGGACAACAGCAGCAUCCUGAGCUGACAAAGAAACACUUCAUGGAAGGAACAAGAGGCUGGCCCUCGGAUCAGCAGCACUUCCUUAAGAUGAUGCACCUCCCCAGGAUCACGAAGAGAACCCAGUCACCCCACAGAGAGACCGUUUCCCCUGUCCUCUCAUACUACUCAGAGCCGGCCUACCUGCAGCACCGUAAGGAUGUGACUAGAGAUCUGGCCCCGCUGCCUGGUGCAACGAGAAGAGGAGCCCUGGAUGAGGAAGACCAGGAAGAGACGCUGAGCCUACGGAGCAUGCCCAGUAUGAGAAGCACCCUGAGUCACGCCUCAAAGGUGAAAAGGUCACGGGGCUUCCCGAAGAGACACACCAUCCCCAAGCUCAGACUGCCCCCUGUUACUAAGAUUCAUCCUGACCCCAGAGCCAGUCUGGAAUUGAGGGGUACUGGCUACCUGAGAUGUUCCAGACUUCCACCCAUCAUCAAAUCUACCAGAACCCAUGAGCCUCUGCACCAGGAAAGACCCCCAGGUCCAGCUGGGUACAGGCCUGAGAAGAAGGGAGAUGUUCCCUCUGGACUACCAGAAAAGAAGACUGUUGGUCUGAAGAAGCAGGGAGAUGUUCCCUCUGGACUACCAGAGAAGAAGACUGUUGGUCUGAAGAAGCAGGGAGAUGUUCCCUCUGGACUACCAGAGAAGAAGACUGGUGGUCUGAAGAAGCAGGGAGAUGUUCCCUCUGGACUACCAGAGAAGAAGACUGUUGGUCUGAAGAAGCAGGGAGAUGUUCCCUCUGGACUACCAGAGAAGAAGACUGUUGGUCUGAAGAAGCAGGGAGAUGUUCCCUCUGGACUACCAGAGAAGAAGACUGUUGGUCUGAAGAAGCAGGGAGAUGUUCCCUCUGGACUACCAGAGAAGAAGACUGUUGGUCUGAAGAAGCAGGGAGAUGUUCCCUCUGGACUACCAGAGAAGAAGACUGUUGGUCUGAAGAAGCAGGGAGAUGUUCCCUCUGGACUACCAGAGAAGAAGACUGUUGGUCUGAAGAAGCAGGGAGAUGUUCCCUCUGGACUACCAGAGAAGAAGACUGUUGGUCUGAAGAAGAGUUUUAAUAAUGAGGACCUCCUCAAAGUACCUGUUGUGACCAUGUCCAAGAUAAUUUCUGAUCCACCUCCAACUGAGACCCAACGCAUCACGUUCCACAGCCCCGCGCUGCAGGCCAUGUACCCGAUAACCCCUGACAACGAAACGCAAACCAGGAAGCCAGUGGAAGAUAGAAAACCCCCGUAUCCCAGAGUCCUCUCUUCUACAUCCACCUGCGCUAUAUCUAACACCAUCGGUCCUGAGAAAGUAUACAGAUUCCAGCCACACCUUCUGAGAGAUAACCCCCCUCCAUACUCCUCUGAGUGGACCGAUCCAAAGGCUUUAACCCAAGGAAGGACUGAGUGGACUGAACCAAGGGCUCCAACCCAGGGGAGGGGAGAGAUGCUGUUGAUCAGACUGAGCAUCACAUGGUCCAAGGCUGAGAACAACAGCAACCUGAGACAGUCCCAGUCUCAGCUCCAGCGUUACCCCAUCUGUCCCCUGAAACCAGCCCUGAGACUACCCAUCUCUAACACAAGGAGGCUGAGGGACUGGGGGAGACGGGGGACGACGUUGGGGUGUCUGUGGGAGGAGGAGGAGGGGUGUGUCCCACCCCCGGUCCCAGUCCAGCCUCAGUUACUGGAAUCCUUUACAGGGUUCAAAGAGCACCUCUGUCACCAGCUUCUCCACCCCCCCACCCCCCUGGCUCAGCUCCUGGAGAAGGCCUCAGAGGGAGACCAUAUAGACACACAGGCAGACCGACCGACAGACAGAACAGUAGACAGACAGUAUAGACAGACAGGUAGACAGACCGGUAGAUAGACAGGUAAUGUCCCAGGUUCCUCAGGUGCAUACCCUCCAGACCCCCUGCAGUACUCUGCCAGCCCAUACCGUGCAGCUGUCUGGAUCUCAGGGUCCAGGAGGGGCUCUACCCAGAAUCCCCAUGACCAGACCAACUCCUUCCCCCAAGCUCCCCCUCCUUCACUCACACAGUAAGAACAGACAUUCAGCAUAGAUAGAUGGUCUGUUUUACAUGGAACUGUCACUCUACAGGCCUGUUCUACCACGGAACCGUCACUCUACAGGCCUGUUCUACCACGGAACCGUCAAUCUACAGGCCUGUUCUACCACGGAACCGUCAAUCUACAGGCCUGUUCUAACUCGGAACCGUCAAUCUACAGGCCUGUUCUACCACGGAACCGUCAAUCUACAGGCCUGUUCUACCACGGAACCGUCAAUCUACAGGCCUGUUCUACCACGGAACCGUCACUCUACAGGCCUGUUCUACCACGGAACCGUCACUCUACAGACCUGUUCUAACACGGAACCGUCACUCUACAGGCCUGUUCUACCACGGAACCGUCAGUCUACAGGCCUGUUCUACCACGGAACCGUCAAUCUACAGGCCUGUUCUACCACGGAACCGUCACUCUACAGGCCUGUUCUACCACGGAACCGUCAAUCUACAGGCCUGUUCUACCACGGAACCGUCACUCUACAGGCCUGUUCUACCACGGAACCGUCACUCUACAGACCUGUUCUAACACGGAACCGUCACUCUACAGGCCUGUUCUACCACGGAACCGUCACUCUACAGGCCUGUUCUACCACGGAACCGUCACUCUACAGACCUGUUCUAACACGGAACCGUCACUCUACAGGCCUGUUCUACCACGGAACCGUCACUCUACAGGCCUGUUCUACCACGGAACCGUCACUCUACAGGCCUGUUCUACCACGGAACCGUCACUCUACAGGCCUGUUCUACCACGGAACCGUCAAUCUUUAGGGGCGCCGAGACACAGCCCUGGGGGACUCUGCCUUCAGCACUGCUAAUAAGGAGGAUAAUUGUUUUAGCUAUACAGAGGAUUGCUACGGCCUGGUCUGCUGAGACGAGCACCAUCCCAAAACACACAGCAUGGUCAGUCCAGACACCACAGAGACGAGGCCUCCUAAAUGGAACACUAUCCUUAUACAGGGCCCAUAGGGCUCUAGUCAGAGGUAAUGCAACUCUAUACGAAAUAGGGACUCAGCCAUGGCCUGAUCUAUAGUCAUUGAUGUUGGUUGUAGUGGUUUGAGAGUUGUUUGUUAGCUGUGACAAGACUGUAAAGUCUGUACAAAUAUAUGUCCUGUGUAGUUAGCUGCUACAUUCUGUUCUCUAUGUCCUGUGUAGUUAGCUGCUACAUUCUGUUCUCUAUGUCCUGUGUAGUUAGCUGCUACAUUCUGUUCUCUCUCUGACAAGUUGGCUUGUGAAGAUCACUCUGUCAAUGCAUGAUGUUUUUGUAGUUGUUGUUUUCUCGACAAAUCCUGUAUUUUGGAGAGCACCAUCUUAUUCUGUAUGCUGAUUAUUAUAUUACCAUUGUAAUAUGUACCCCCCCCCCCCCCCCAAUAUGUACCCCCCCCCCCCUUAUAUUUCCAUGUGUUGAAUUGCGACAACGGUUUCUUAACCAGCAUUCACUAAAAUGUGUCUUUACGAUUUUCUCUAUUGAAGAAAUAAACAUUCACUUCAAUGGGC